AUAAUGCCAAUAUACGGAAUGUGAACAUUUAUAUCAGUAGAUUAAAUAAUAAUGGUUCGAAUAACGGUGGAAAUGGUUCGCGGAAAGGCAGAACACCAUGACCGGCUCCUGGCGCCGCUGGAGGAGAUUGCCCUCCACCAAGAGAACAUAGAGAAGAUAGAGUACAUCCAGGACUGGUGCCCCAAGCUUAAGAUCUUGCUCAUGCAGAACAACCUCAUCGCCAAGAUAGAAAACUUGAACAAACUCAAACACCUCAACUACCUCAACUUAGCUCUCAACAACAUAGAAAUCAUAGAAAAUCUGGAGAGAUGCGAAUCAUUAGAAAAACUUGACUUAACACUCAACUUCAUCGGCGAAAUUGUCAGUGUUGAAAGCCUUACAGGCUUAUAUAAUCUUCAGAACUUAUAUCUUACUGGAAAUCCCUGCACUGACUAUGAUAACUAUCGGGACUUCGUAAUCGGAACUCUACCUCAGCUUAGCUACCUUGACGGAGUUGAAAUAGAACGGUCAGACCGCAUUAAAGCCUUGCAAAAUCUACCAGUAAUAAGACAAGAUAUAUUGUUUGAACAAAACGAAUAUAGACACCGGCGUAGAAAGCAAAAAGCUCGACUAGAACACGAAAUAAAAGACAAAUGGGAAAAUGAGUACAAAGAUAUGGAUCCAGAAGAGAGAAAUAAGAAAUUUUACGCAGAAAAAUGUGAGCAUUCCCCUGAGGUCCGCUAUGAGAUGGAGCAUAUGCGGCAACUGAAGCUGAAAAGUUAUGAAACUGAAAAGAAACCGGAGGAAAAAAGGCAGUACAAAUUCUUUGCUCCCGACGGAAGGCCAUUCAACAUAAAUCAAGCUAAAAUACCGUUCGUAUUCUCCGAUUCUGACCCUGAAAAAUAUGUGUUAGAUUUAGCUGUGUACAAACACUUAGAUACCAGUUUAAUUGAGGUGGAUGUCCAGCCAAAUUAUGUCCGAGCAACGAUUAAAGGAAAGUUAUUUCAGCUCCAUCUACCGACAGAGGUGAGCACUACUAACUCAACGGCACAACGCUCGCAGAUAACUGGCCACCUCGUCGUAACUAUGCCACGAUUAAAUGUAGACAUAAAAACACAGAUGGCGCAGAAAAAGGCAGUUACAAAAAAGGCCAAAUUAUACACGGAGCAUCACGUAACCGACUGCCGCGAGAGUUCAGGUCAGUCGAAGAGAGAAUUUCUUGAAAUAGGCCCCUCUGAUAAGGUUCUAGAUCUGUCUAAAAUGACUUUACAAAAGAAAGCACCAGAUUAUAUCGAUCCGAGACUAAAACGGAAGCUAAAAGAUCCUUCACCAGAUUUCAUCGAUAAUCCAGAGGUUCCUGAUCUUAUCUAAUUUAGUUUAAUGCUUAAUUAUAUCGUUUCUGUAUUGUUAAAUUAUUUAGGAGAGUGCGUUUCCAGAGAUGUGCGAGAAUGUGUAGCAGUGUGGAUAUAUUUCUUAUAAGAAUAUAUCCUACUACUACCUCAGCGCAACUUUAGUGGACAAUAUUCUAUUGGUUCUUAACAAACACAUCCCUCGCACGCUACGCAUCCUCACAUAUCUCUGGUGGAAACGCAGCGUUUGGAUAGCUAAAACUAGUCGAACACAGGAAAAUAAGCCGAACCUAAUAUAGAAACCUCUCUCAGUAAUAAAACUCAUUACUUAUUAAUUGAAAAUACUUUAAUGUUCCAGCUUUCUGAGUUCGAUUGAUUUUACAAUUAAAAUAUACCGGUUUGCUCGUAGUUGUAUUUAUUAUUAAUAAAAAUAUUUAUUUUACUUA
Messenger RNA from Cydia pomonella (codling moth), 1774 nucleotides. RefSeq names its product protein tilB (gene tilB). Gene Ontology annotation, biological process: outer dynein arm assembly. The transcript has a single exon. The coding region runs from base 52 to 1350 and encodes 432 amino acids. Gene Ontology annotation, molecular function: protein binding. The record is from RefSeq and is a predicted model, not a curated record. Gene Ontology annotation, cellular component: cytoplasm. NCBI's taxonomy places the organism in Eukaryota, Metazoa, Arthropoda, Insecta, Lepidoptera, Tortricidae.